AUGAGCUCCGGCGGCUGCUCGACCUGCCUCGAGGUCAUCUUCGCCGUCGUCCUCCCGCCGCUCGGAGUCUUCUUCCGCUACGGCUGCUGCAGCUCAGAGUUCUUCAUCUCCCUCCUUCUGACGGCGCUGUGCUACGUCCCCGGCAUCGUAUACUCCCUCUACGUCAUCCUCCGGACGCAUCGACGGGGAGCGGCCCUACGACAUGCUCGCCUGACGGCCUGCUUGUACACAACUCCACCCAAUCCCAACACGUAG
This is a messenger RNA of Miscanthus lutarioriparius, 255 nucleotides long. NCBI's taxonomy places the organism in Eukaryota, Viridiplantae, Streptophyta, Magnoliopsida, Poales, Poaceae. The record is from the annotation of a GenBank genome assembly.